Messenger RNA from Caenorhabditis auriculariae, 586 nucleotides. The record is from the annotation of a GenBank genome assembly. NCBI's taxonomy places the organism in Eukaryota, Metazoa, Nematoda, Chromadorea, Rhabditida, Rhabditidae.
AUGUUGCAUCCGGAAGCUAGAGGAAGGGGUACUCAGUUUGCUGCAGACUAUUAUGAAAGUUUUCAACAAAGGCCUGCUACGAGCAGUUCAACAAAUUGCGGCCCUCUUCCCUUCUUCAUUUCGAAAGGUUUUUUUUUAAUUGAUUAAUUUUGUAUUUAUAUUUUAAGAUGAGGAGUAUUUGUUGCACCCCGAUCCCACACGACCGGCCUUUCUUCCAGAUGACUUUGUAAGGCAAUUUUUGAAAGAGUCUUUCAAUGACAAUGAAAGCACGAUUUCAGAAAUUUCCGGUAUGUUUUGUCUUUUUUACACAAGGUGCACAACUUUUUAAGAUCAAGAGAAUGUUGUCGAUACAACUCAAAUUGUGGAGGAGUUGAUGCGGACCAAUGAAGAAUUCAUACGAGAUGCAGCAUUGAAACAGGUUUCCAAAAUUCGCUCACUAUUUCUAAAUAUUAAGUUAUUUUAGGCUACGACAAGAGCAAUUAACGAAACGGCGAUACAAUUUGAAAAUCUUGUCCCUCUUUCUUUCGACCAAGAUCAGCUUGUUAGGCAAGCAGAGCAAAAAAACGGAAUUCUAAAAAAGAAAUAA